Messenger RNA from Nezara viridula (southern green stink bug), 4053 nucleotides. The record is from the annotation of a GenBank genome assembly. NCBI's taxonomy places the organism in Eukaryota, Metazoa, Arthropoda, Insecta, Hemiptera, Pentatomidae.
ACGGAAUAACACUGAAGAAAAUAUUUAAAGUCCAGCCUAGCUAUCUCUUGGUCCCCGGUCAUAAAUGGUGAAUUCAUCCUAAUUGAAAUGUCUCCAAACUAAAUGGAAAUUUUUGAAAUUAUUUUUAAGUUCAACAAACCUAAAAUAUACAAUGUCUCGAACAGUCGUACUAGAAUUGUAUACAAACCAUUUUAUCGUAUUGUUGUGAUGUAUGCAUGCAGCUAAAAAUACUAAAAACAGAGAGUAGGGAUUGAUAAAACAAUAGUGAUAACCUUUACUAACUUUAGUAACGAUAACAUAUUUCAAUAUUAAAUAACACAAGUUAAGCAUAAAUUUAAGCAUAGUGGUCAGUGAAAGUUGUAUGAUGAACGCCGCAUUAGAUUUUUAUCACGUUUUUAUUAUAAUGUCACUUCUAUCUCAUUGAUGACGUGUAUUAUAUCAAUAUUUAUUUCUUGGACAGUUCUUGACUUGUUCACAUCCAUCAAUAAUGUCAUAUGAACAAACACAAAAAAAAAUCUGCCAAAUAGUUCCAGAUGAGACGCAAUCUGGAUUUAUUCCAGUAGAGCAAUACCCGGUAGAGCAGACCAUAUGCGGUACCCUCCAGAGGGAGAACAACUGGAAGUGCUUCAUCCUCACCGCACUCAUCCUGGGCUGCAUCGGGGCCAUCACCUGGUGCAGGCUCAGCCAUGUUACCAAGGUGGUGGUGAACUUCUCCCGGUACCCCAUCAAGUCGAACCGGACGAUGUCCCCUUGCGACGAAGGGUACGUCUACAUCCCGGUGGCCUUCAUGGCGAUGCUUUACCUCAUCUACCUGGUGGAGUGCUGGCACUGCACUGCCCGGAUAGAGCUCGGCUACAGGGUGGGGGUGGACACCGUGCUGCAGAAGGUGGAAGCCAUGAAGGAAGCCCAGCCUAUAAUCUGGUGGAAGGCGGUCUGCUAUCACUACGUUCGACGGAAGAGGCAGGUUACCCGCUACCGGAACGGUGACGCCGUCACGUCAACUCACGUCUACUACGAGCGCGUCAACUCGCACGCCGCAGCAGGCUCCUUCGUCUUCGCCUACUGCGGAGUUCGAGACAUCUCGAGGAAGCUCGUUCUUGGCAGGACCAAGGGAUCCAUCACCAAGAUAAGGUUCAGCAAGGGAUUCGCGUUCGCUAACGUCGAGUCGGCCGCCGAAUUCGAGGAGCAGAGAAGCCGGUUCUUCGCCGAGCAGGAGCGCUACGACGACUACAUGGAGAUGAGGGAGGGUCUGGACCUGACGAACGUGCCUGGGUUCAAAGAGCACGUCAUAGCCCUCAAGGACCCGGACAGGAUGCCGUGGUACGCCAGACAGACCGUCUUCUGGAUAUCUUCCUUCCUCCUCCUCUCUUGGCCGCUGCGCCUCUUGCUCGAGUACAACACAGCCUACCUCCAUUACCAGGUAACAAAGCUGUUUGGAGUGAAUUAUGAGGUAUGCAGUAGCAGAACUACUCCAUGCAUGUCUCAAGGACCGAGCAAUCCAGACUCUACUGAGUUGGAGUGGGGUAUCGUCGAGAACAGCUCCAUCGUACCGUCCUACUCGGAGGCCCUUCUCAUGGACACCAGGCAUCGCCGAGAUAGUGGACACUCCGCCCUUUAUUAUUCUAGCCCUCUGGCUGAAACCUGUCCUUCUGAUCCCUUUCAGGGCGAACCUCCACCUUAUGAGGAAGCGUUGAGGUUUCCAGCACUGAAUAGACUUCGACGUUCCCUCACUGACAGGGGAGACUUGAUGGGCAGGCGGAGAUCGUCCGAUCAUCACUUCAUCAGAGCUCCUGGGCGACCAAGAACACUCAUCACGAUGGAAACUAGCCUUUAAUCACUGUGUCCUCCUUGUUUUCUACUUUGGCAUACCAUUUUUUAAUAUAUAUAAAUAUAAAUUUAAAUGUUAACCAAAAAUUGGGACAUUCGAUACAGACUGACAUCAAAUUAUUAAAUAUUAUUUCUCAAAUGAAUUACUCGGCUGAGUUCAUAAAUUGGUCCUGAAGACAACUUGAAAAAUAUAUUAUUUAUAUAUUUUAUGAUACUUAUGGUUAAACCUAUUUAAUAUUGAUGCUAUUCAUGCUCAAGAUAAAACUUAAAUUGUGUUAUUGCCUGAUAUAAAUAAUUCAAUUGAUAGCUUAAUACAAUUUGCAUUGCAAAUUUUGAUCUCUUUCUAAGGCGUAAGUUAAUUCUUCAUUUAUUAUAUUGAAAAGAAAAAAAAGCAACUGUAAAUUUGUAAAAACUAACUAUAUUGUAAUUAUGCAAGUUUUUUUUUUAUAUUUAAUGGGUAAUGAGUGAAGAGUUAAUUUAAAUGAAUAUUUACUUAAUUUAAUGUCUUCACAAAGCAUUUUCAAAGAAAAAUACACCCUUCCAAGUUAAUCAAUUCAUUUAAAUGGACGAUGUUUCAAUCCUGUUGGUUCAUCACAUCUCAUCCUUAUCAUUAAUGAGUUUAAUGAUUGUCCAAAUUUUAAGAAAAAGUUUUUCGUCACAAUCUAUGUUUGGAAAAUGUAUUUGUAUUAAUUAAAAUGCUAGUCAGUGUGCAAUUAUAUCUGUUACAUUAUACACUGCAGAGCAGUGUAUCAAUCUGUAUUGCUUGGACUGGACUUCACUACUUAGGGAUAUACAAUAUAUGACCAAUUAAAAAUUACCAAACAUAAAAAUUGAGAGUGAAUCUGUAACAGAUAAAAUUUUUUGUUAAGUACCUCUCAUAAAUAUUACCAUCCAUUUUGUUAGAAUCCAUAUUUUGGAGCAGCCAUGCCACCAAAAAGAGUUAUACAUCUUUAAUAAUAAGUUAGGUGUUGUCUUGUUUUUAUAAGUGAAUUAAAAUUGAUUUAUCGAUUACUAAAAAUGUUCAUGCUUUAAUUAUUUUUUAUGAACAUACAGAUUACCAACAUGAAAUUUAUAAAAGAUGUGUAUAAAUAUUUUUAAUAAAUGCUGGGAUAAAAGCAGAAAUAAGAAAAUAAAAAAGAUCGAUGGUUACAAAUUAAAUUUUCUUGCUGAUUGUCUAAGAAGAGAAUCUGAUGGAAAUUAUUUCUAAAUAACUGAUAAUGAGAGUAAAACAUCAGAAAAAGAUGUUGAAUUUAUCUUUUCAACAUUUCUUUUUAAAUAAAAUUCUUUCAUGAAUUUAAUUUUUAAAUAAAAAAACAUCAGUAUUGGAAAAGUGCGUAUGCCCCUUUUUUGAAUCACCAAUUUGGAAAACUAAUUUGAUAGGAAUGUAUAUAGUUAAGUAUAUGAUCCAAUGUAAUUUAUUUAAAGGUACUGAUUUCCUGUAUAUAUUAAAAGAUAUUCGUUAGUCAUGUAAGUGUAGCAACUGUGCUAAAUUAUGUAACUUGAUUAAGCUGUCAAUUAAAAUGCACAAAUUUCUGAAAGAUGCACUCACUAUUCACAUUUAAUGAUUUACACCACUAGCACUAGUAAUCAUAAAAAAAUUAAAUAAUAAAAAAAAAUCUGAUGAAAACUGUUUUAUUUAUUGAAUACUUUGAAGAAAAUUUUAUGUGACUCCCAAAGCUACAAUAUUAGAAAAAAAAAUGUAUACAUAUGUGAUGAAGCUUAAUAUUGUCAGAAAUAAAUGUUAAACAAACAUUGUAAUAACAGAUAUAUCAUUUAUUUUUUAUUUUGUUUAGUUUAUCUAAAAUCAGUUUUAACUAAAACUUGGUUCUUCAGUAGUGUAUUUUUUAUGCAUAGACAUAAUUAGUACAAAAUACACAAAAAGGUAUAAAAAAAUAUUUAUUGAGAAUGAUGAAAUUGCUAUGUGUUGGACCUAUAAAAUAUUUAUAAAAGGUACCUUUUAUCUUCUACUUAUAAACAAAAAAAAAGGUUUAAUAAAAUGUGAGACUAUUAGUUACAAAACUACCUCAAUCCACUUUCAAAAAUUUUAUAGAGACUUGAUAUAAUCAUUAUGCCCUAUUUCAGGGCAUAGAGCCCUUCGCUAUGUCCCACAGGACAUGACUUGUGAUGAAACAAAAGAGACUUUCUCUAUAAAUGACUCAGUUACGAACGAGCAUUUUAAGAGAAACAACUCAUGUAAUAAAUGAUGUGAUAACCUCUAGUUGGUCU